AGCGCAUUGCUCCCCAUUUUCAAUUACCUCACUCGCAGUCAAACCAACACCAUGUCCGGCUCGAAGCCAGAGUUCCUGCGCUUCACAGGCCACCGGGCCUUUACACAGCGCCUUGUCCUAUCGACACUGACCGGCCGACCGGUGCACAUCUCCAAAAUCCGCAGUUCGUCGCCGACGCAUCCCGGCCUCGCCCCGCACGAGAUCUCCUUCCUGCGCCUACUCGAGGCCGUCACCAACGGCAGCGUCAUUGACGUCUCAUACAGCGGCACAACAAUCACCUACCAGCCGGGCCUCAUCACAGGCAGCGCACCCGGCGUGGGCGCCUCGCUCGCCGGCGACCUGAUCGAGCACGUCCUACCCGCGAACUGCACGCGAGGCAUCACCUACUUCCUCCUUCCGCUGGCACUAUUGGCACCCUUCUCCAAAGCGCACAUGAACGUACGCUUCUCUGGACCGGGCGUCAUCACCUCAGCGACGCAGGGGACAGGCGACAUGUCGAUCGACUCGUUCCGGACGGCGGUGCUGCCGCUGUACGGACUAUUCGGUAUUCCGCCGACGCGCAUCGAGCUGCGGGUGCUGACGCGGUCGUGCGCGGGGCCCGGGGGCAAGGGCGGUGGAGGGGUGGUGGAGAUGCGCUUCGAGAGCCAGGUGCGCCUGCCCAAGACGCUGCACCUCAACCGCCGGCCCGGAAGGAUCCGGCGCGUGCGCGGCGUCGCCUACUGCACGGGCGUCUCGGCCAGCCACAACAGCAGGAUGAUCACGGCCGCGCGAGGGGUGCUUAACCAGCUCGUCUCGGACGUGCACGUCGCCGCCCAGUACGACCCGGCGCCGCUGGUCGGCGAGAAGGGGAGCCCGCAUAAGAAGAAGAUUGGUAUCGGGUUUGGGCUGAGUCUGGUGGCCGAGUCGAGCGCCGAGGGCGUCAUUUAUGCCGCUGACGAGGUCGCCCCGCCCGAAGGAGGCAUGGUGCCCGAAGAUAUUGGCACGCGGUGCGCCUACCAGCUGCUGGAGAUCAUCGCGCAGGGCGGAUGUGUGACUGCCGCGUCUGCGCCCACGGUGCUGACAUUGAUGGCCAUGGGGUCAGAGGAUGUAGGCAGGUUAAGACUAGGGCGACAAGUGGCGGGAAGGGAGGAGAUCAUAGGGCUGGCGAGGGAUCUGAAGGCGUUCGGGGCGAGUAGCUGGGGUAUAAGGGACGCUGAUAGCGACGACGACGGGACGGGCGAUUUGGUCUUCUCCGUCAAGGGAACCGGGGUGGGUAAUGUAGGGAGAAAGGUAGCAUGACAAACGCACAAUGUUUUCGAGG
Canariomyces notabilis is the source of this 1300-nucleotide messenger RNA. RefSeq names its product 18S rRNA biogenesis protein. Bases 52 to 1278 code for a protein of 408 amino acids. NCBI's taxonomy places the organism in Eukaryota, Fungi, Ascomycota, Sordariomycetes, Sordariales, Chaetomiaceae. Gene Ontology annotation, molecular function: RNA endonuclease activity. The transcript has a single exon. Gene Ontology annotation, cellular component: nucleolus. The record is from RefSeq and is a predicted model, not a curated record. Gene Ontology annotation, biological process: ribosome biogenesis; endonucleolytic cleavage of tricistronic rRNA transcript (SSU-rRNA, 5.8S rRNA, LSU-rRNA).